AUGGGUGCAACUAGGGGCUUUCUAAUCGCAGCAAUGCUCGCCAUAUCAGUGGCCGGAUUUCCUUCGUUCGCCGAAGCUCGAUCGCUGUCACCGGUGCCGGCUCCUUCCAGCAAUGGUCCAUCAUUUUCAAUCGAUGAAGAGAGCAAAUCCGUCAAGCAAGAACACACCGAAGUGGAAGAAGAGAAAAUCAUGGGUAUCAUAAUACCACUAUUAAUUUGGGGAGCAGCACAACAAAAUCAAACUGAUGUUUUGGAAUCAUCUGCACCAUUGAUACAAGCUUCGUCUUUCUCAUGGAAAAGAGUUUUGGUUUUAGGGCAUGUAUUUGGAACGAGAACGAGACCCACUGUUGAGUCUCUCGAUUUUGGUCGGACGAUAUUAGGCAGCAACAAAAAAAUCACUACACUGUUGGAGGAAACUUACAAUUGCACUUGGUGGUUGGUCGGUGCUACAGCAGCAACCGGCGGUGGUGAUGAUCGGAGCUCCACAACAGUGGCGACCUGCUAUGGUGGUCGGAGGUUGCUCCGGCAGCCUUCGGCCUCGUUUUUAGUUGGGUUCUGA
Messenger RNA from Lactuca virosa, 558 nucleotides. The record is from the annotation of a GenBank genome assembly. Lineage: Eukaryota; Viridiplantae; Streptophyta; Magnoliopsida; Asterales; Asteraceae.